This is a messenger RNA of Eurytemora carolleeae, 830 nucleotides long. RefSeq names its product co-chaperone protein daf-41. The record is from RefSeq and is a predicted model, not a curated record. The transcript is spliced from 5 exons. Gene Ontology annotation, biological process: protein folding; chaperone-mediated protein complex assembly. NCBI's taxonomy places the organism in Eukaryota, Metazoa, Arthropoda, Copepoda, Calanoida, Temoridae. The coding region runs from base 11 to 529 and encodes 172 amino acids. Gene Ontology annotation, cellular component: nucleus; cytosol. Gene Ontology annotation, molecular function: Hsp90 protein binding; protein-folding chaperone binding.
GAGAAAGAAUAUGUCUGCAGCUACCCCAAGUGUUAUGUGGGCUCAGCGACCCAAUCUUGUUUUAAUAACAAUUAAUGUGAGUGACUGUAUCAAUCCAGAUAUAAAGGUUGAGAAAGACAGUCUCCAGUUCCGAGGAUUGGGUGGUCCUGAAAAAAAAGAGUUUGCUAUCAACAUGAAACUGUACCAAUCAGUAAAACCGGAUACAGUCAAAUACGCCGUCAGGCCUCGUUGUAUUGAGUUUGCAUUGGAAAAGGUUGAGGAUGCUCCUUACUGGCCUCGUCUGCUGGAGGACAAGAACAAGCAGCACUGGCUCAAGGUCGACUUCCAAAAGUGGAAGGAUGAGGAUGAUAGUGAUGUUGAGGAUCAGGGUGGAGAUUUAGAAGAUAUGAUGAGAAAUAUGGGCGGUCUUGGAGGAGGAAUGGGCGGUAUGGGAGGAAUGGACUUUGGAGGAAUGGGUGAGAAGCCGAAAUUGGACGAUUUGGACGAUGAGGACAGCGACGAUGAGGCAACUAUGCCGGGAUUGGAAUAAACUCAGUAUUCGUGGAUUUCCUAGUCGUAUCUUUGCGUAUUUUUUCAUCCCUGAUUUUUGUUUAAUCUCUUUCUUAUCUUUAUUCCCAAAACACAAAACCUGCAAAGGCAUUUUUAUUUGUAUUUUUUUUUACAACUUAUGCAUUUACUAAAUCUUUAUUUAAUUUUUGUUUCAGAAAAUAAAAUGAAGCGAAAGAAGCACAAAUAGUCUCGGAUCGACCUACAUUGUCUUAAAGGGCGUGGUUUUCUGGGAGGGAGGGGCUAAACGCCUCAAUUUAUAAUUAGAAUGGAAGAUUGGGAAG